AUGACCAUCACGCUCGAUUACAGCGCCAAGCUCAUUUUGAUCACCGGGGGCGGCCGCGGGAUCGGAUACGCGAUCGCACGCGCCCUCGCGUCGGCCGGCGGCACGCUCGCCAUCACGUAUACCCACACGGACGCCAGCGAUAUCGCCAAAGCUCUCUGUGAAGAGUUUGGAGUGGUGGCCAAGGCUUUCAAGUGCGAGGCGAGCGACUCGAAGGACACGGACCGGAUGGUCCAAGAUGUCGAGGCUUGCUUUGGAAAAAAAGUGGACAUUGCGAUCGCGAAUGCUGGGGUUGCUCUGUGGAAGGACGCGCACGCCAUGACAGACGACGACUUUCGGCGGCUCUUCGAGGUCAACACCUACGGUCCCUACUACCUCUCUCGUGCGCUGGUGCGCUCGUGGCUCGACCUGCCGAUCAGCGUGGACCCUGACGUGUCCCAAGUGGACAUCAAGAGCAUCAACAAGACGCUCGGCAAACAGAUCUUGGUCGUGUCUUCCAUAUCCGGCUUGGUUGCCAUGAGUCCUCAACGCCAGGCGGCGUACAACGCCUCCAAGGCAGCUGUGACGAUGCUCUCCAAGUCGCUCGCCGAAGAGUGGGCGCACCUAGGCAUCACUGUAAACACCAUCUCGCCUGGCUAUGUUGCCACCGACAUGACGACCUCUGACGACCCCAAACUCAAAGAGUGGUCCAGGGAGUGGAACUACCGUACCCCAGUUCGUAAGUUUGCGAGUGCGGAAGAACUGGGCAAGUUUGUGGCCCUGCUCGUUAGUGAUCAGCAGGGCGGGUGGGGCUUCUUUACGGGCAGCGAUGUGGUGGUCGACGGUGGAUAUACAACAUUGUAA
This is a messenger RNA of Apiotrichum porosum, 840 nucleotides long. RefSeq lists its product as uncharacterized. Bases 1 to 840 code for a protein of 279 amino acids. Gene Ontology annotation, cellular component: intracellular anatomical structure. NCBI's taxonomy places the organism in Eukaryota, Fungi, Basidiomycota, Tremellomycetes, Trichosporonales, Trichosporonaceae. The record is from RefSeq and is a predicted model, not a curated record. The transcript has 2 exons. Gene Ontology annotation, molecular function: oxidoreductase activity, acting on NAD(P)H, oxygen as acceptor.